Paecilomyces variotii is the source of this 1358-nucleotide messenger RNA. RefSeq lists its product as hypothetical. Gene Ontology annotation, molecular function: protein binding. The record is from RefSeq and is a predicted model, not a curated record. The transcript has 2 exons. The coding region runs from base 366 to 1010 and encodes 214 amino acids. NCBI's taxonomy places the organism in Eukaryota, Fungi, Ascomycota, Eurotiomycetes, Eurotiales, Thermoascaceae.
AUUUAUGUAAUUUAUAUGAUGGAUCGAGCGUUGAUCGACUUCACCGCCGCAUGAAAUCGAGUCUGUCAUCUGCCGGCAAAAUACAUCCACACCGCCUCCGGGUUUCCAAUGCUUCUGGACAACUGGUCGCAGCUCGUCAAUAAUUCACUGGCCCAAAACAGUCCUCUUAUCUCAAGUUAAACAAACCUGUUCUCCUCUGUUCGAUCCGGGACGAAAAGGCUACAAGAGCAUAGAGGUCAGGGGUCCGCAACGUGAGAAUAUCAGUUGAAACAAAAACGCCUAGAAGAAUCACAUCAAAAGAAACUCAGAACUACAAUUUAUCUAAAAUAGCCAAAAAAAAAGGCCAAACCACAACAACAACAACCAUGGCCGCCAUCGACGCCCUCGACUCCUUCACCCAAUACCCUCUCCAAAUGGACCCAUCCAGUAAAGCCAUCUCCCUCGCCACAACGUCCGGCCAAACGCCAUCACAAACGAAAUCCCUCCAAGAAGAGCUCCAAUCUCUAAAUACACUCCACCGCUCUCUCAUCUCUCUCGACCCUCCGAACAUCCCUCCGCCCCCUCUCCCCAUCAACCCGAAGCGCAGCGCCCAGAUCACCAAGCUUCGCGAUACCGCCAACACAGCCUACCGUAAGGGAAACUACGGCGAAGCCAUCAAGCUGUACAGCCUCUCGAUCGACAUGGCCAUGGGUCGACCGGGCUGGGAGCCUGUGUCGCUCGUCCGGGACGAGUUGUCGGGUCUGUUUGCGAAUCGUGCGCAGGCGCAUAUGGCGGAGCAGAAGUGGCCUGAGGGAUGGGUGGAUGCGAAGUCAAGCGUGGAGUGUAAGCCCAUUGCGAAUGCGAAGGGUUGGUGGCGCGGUGGGAAAUGUUUAAGUGAGAUGGGGAGAUGGGAAGAGGCGAAGGAGUGGGUGGAACGGGCGUUGGAGAUUGAAGGGAAGAAUGGAGAGAGUGGGAAAGAGUUGGUUGCGCUGAUGGUUGAUAUUGAUGAUGCUUUGAAGAGGGUGGCGUGAGAGAUUAAAAUUCGAUUGUAGGGGUUUUCUUUUUUUUUAAUCGUUGGGGGAAUGUGCCUUCUGCCUUUCUUUCUAUGUCUGUUUGCAUUAUGGGAUUGUUGUUCGUUACUGCUAGCAUACCCGUUGUUAUCUUUGAUUAUUAUCACGACUUGCUUGAGCGUCGAUUAUUGAGAUCGGCAAGAAGAAGGGGGUCUCGAAUGAUGGGGUCUCUUAUGCUGUAUUGUUCUCUUCCUCGCAGGGCGUUUUAGGGGCAUAGAAGGAAUAAUAUACUAUAUUAUAAUCUUUUGUCCGGCAGUAUAUGAUCCUCUAUUUGAUCGCGGUGUGGAAAUAUCAGAGUCUCAGUGAAAC